AUGAGGCAGCAGCAGAUGAAGAAUCUUCUGGACGACAACACCCAACAGCGAAAACAAUCAUCAUCCUCUUCCUCCUCCUCCUCACCAUCAUCAUCAUCUUCUUCAUCCUCAUCGUCGUCAUCAUGUUGGCACAUAUACGGGUGGUACAGUGAAGGGGAGGGAAGUCUUCUGGAGGGGGCCCGACCCAUCUGCCCCCAACACGACGACUUGAGGGUCGCACUCAUCCACAACUCCACUUCCCACGUCCUCAAGGUCUGGUUCAAAAAGUACAGACAGGCUUGGAGACAGAGGAGCGGUCGUCAUGAUGAUGAUGCCGACGAUGGUGGUGGUGAUGGUGGAGAUGAUGAUGCAAGCAAUUAUGCUGGCGGUGAUAGUAAUGAUGGAAAUGGUGGUCGUGGUGGUGAAGAAGAAGAAGGGAAAGAAUUUGAUGGCGGGAGAAAAAGUCCCAAUCUGAAAAAUAAAAAUAAUAAUAACGUUCAUAGAAAUAAUAAAAAUAACAACAACAACAACAAUAAUAAUAAUAAUAAUAAAAACGAGUUUGUGCCACGAUUCCUCCUUAAAUACACAAGAAGGCGAAAAGAGUACCUACGCGAAAAAAUUUCAGCUUGCUUGCGAAUCCAACAAUAA
This is a messenger RNA of Helobdella robusta, 627 nucleotides long. RefSeq lists its product as hypothetical. The record is from RefSeq and is a predicted model, not a curated record. NCBI's taxonomy places the organism in Eukaryota, Metazoa, Annelida, Clitellata, Rhynchobdellida, Glossiphoniidae. The transcript has 2 exons. Bases 1 to 627 code for a protein of 208 amino acids.